AUGUACGAGCUAUAUAUUCUGCACUGUUAUGUGGCGAAAAAUUCCCAUACAUUGCAAAAGGUGCUGUCGUCCAGCACAUCGCCAAAAACCCAUAACCUGAAAAGUCGGCUGCCUGAAGGAAGCAUGAAAUCUUUGGCAACAACCAUUCGCUUCGUCACGCUGAACUGCCGAACACUGUCGAGUAAACAGGAAACCGCCCUGUCUAGGCUUCUGCGAUAUCUUUCUGUCCCGUUUGCUGUACUGCAGGGAGCACGCAUGAGAGAUCGGCCCAUCAUCAGCAUCGAAAGUUGCAUCAUAUACUGCAGCGAUGCUGAUGAGAAGAAAGUAGGUGGCUGCGCGAUAGCUGUAAGGAACGAUUACAACAACCUGGUGGAGGAAUUUGGCUCAACGUUGUCUAGAUGCGCCUUCGUACGACUGCGGGAUCGCAGAGGACGUGAACUCUGGAUGGCAAAUGCCCAAGCACCUGCGAAAGCCGCUGAAGAUAGCAGUAAGGAUACCCUCUAUGAUGAAAUCAAUGCGUUGAUGCCUAAAGUACCUAGCUAG
Molecule: messenger RNA, 543 nt
Organism: Necator americanus (New World hookworm)
Lineage: Eukaryota; Metazoa; Nematoda; Chromadorea; Rhabditida; Ancylostomatidae
Exons: 1
Coding region: 1-543 (180 amino acids)
Source: RefSeq, a predicted model, not a curated record